AUGAUCCGCCGCCGCAAGUUCACCCCCGAACAAAAGGAAGCCCGUCGAGUGAAGAACCGCGAGGGCAUGCGGAAAAUCCGCCAGCGCCAGCGUCAAGAGUUGCUGGAGCUAAAAACCACCAUCGUCCAGCUCGAGACUCAGUACGAUGAACUGUGCCAGCAUGCUGGAAAGCAAACCGAACCACAAAAAGCAGCGUGGAGACGGCAGAUCCAACGCGCGUUGGAUUUCGAGUCGAGCAGUUUAGCAGCAGCUCAGCAGUUCAAGAAGGCAACGACCGUCGAGUUGGAUACAAUCGACGAAGCCCAGGCCGAAGAAGAGCUCGGGUUUCAUCCCUUGACCGAGUGGGAUCUCACUCGCGCCAUUCUCGCCAACAAGCGAGAGAUUUGCCGCGUUGAAAGUCGCCUGCAGCCAUCGACAGGUCUCUUAGCCGCGAGAAAUCAUCGCAUGCAAGCCUUCGGCUGGGACAUCGUGUAG
This is a messenger RNA of Phytophthora sojae, 474 nucleotides long. RefSeq lists its product as hypothetical. The coding region runs from base 1 to 474 and encodes 157 amino acids. The record is from RefSeq and is a predicted model, not a curated record. The transcript is spliced from 3 exons. Gene Ontology annotation, molecular function: DNA-binding transcription factor activity. NCBI's taxonomy places the organism in Eukaryota, Oomycota, Peronosporomycetes, Peronosporales, Peronosporaceae. Gene Ontology annotation, biological process: regulation of DNA-templated transcription.